CGGUAGCACAGGAGCGGUAGCCUCCAGGUGGGAUUUUCUGUUCUCAGAUUUUUGUCUAAGGCGGUCAGGUUUUCCAAGACUAAGCUCCUGUGGAGAAGGUGGUGAGUGGUGUCCCCGCCUCACAGCCCAUGGCGGGAGCCUCCCGUGGUGCUCACCACUCACACGUGGGGUUGGAGCUCGGACCCAUUUCAGGGCCGGGACAGGCCCCGCCAUUCCUGCCGCGGCUUCCGCUCCCGCCGCUCCCGUCCCGCGCGGCCCACAGAGCGCGAUGGCGGCGCCCGCGCUGAGGGGCUUCGCUGAGGUUGGAGUGACCUUUGAGGACAUUGCCCUGUACUUCGCCAGGGAGGAAUGGAGCCUCCUUGAUGAGGGUCAGAGACAGCUGUACCUGACUGUGAUGCUGGAGAACUUUGAACUUGUAUCUUCCUUGGGUUGCUGCUGUGGAGCAGAGAAUGUGGAGGCACCAACAAAACAGAAGGAAUCAGUAAGAGUGUCACAGGGAAGGAAUCCCAAGGUAGCCUUGUCUUCUCAGAAGAGACAUCCCUGUGAGAGUUGUGGGCUCACCUUGGGAUACAUUUUCCAUGUGAUGAAGUUUCAGAGAACACAGAACGGACAGAUACUGUUGAGGUGUGGGGCAUGUGCAGAACAGUUUUCCUUUUGUGUAAAAGGUGACCAACAGCAUGUGAGAGAGAAGAUUUUCAUUACAGAUGUAGACACGAUCUCACAUGCAAACAGUCGCAAUUUCAAUGAGUCCCAGAAUGGUUUCACACGUAGGGAGGUUGGUAAGGGUGUCCUUUUCAAAUCAGGACAUAGCCACCUAAAGGAUACUCUCACCAGGGACAGUGCAAAUGCUAUCUCAGCACAAGAGAUGACUUUUCAAAGGAGAAAAAAUGAUUACACCAGAGAAGAAUGUAGGAAAGACAUUGUUUGCACUGACAUGUUUAUUCAGAAAAGAGGUGUCCAUGUUGAAAACCAAUGUUUUGUGUGCUCUGAAUGUGGGAAAUAUUUUACAACUAGUUCUCGCCUUCAUUAUCAUCAAAGAAUUCAUACAGGAGAAAAGCCUUAUAAAUGCAGUGAUUGUGGAAAAUCUUUUAACACUAAGGGCCACCUUGAUAGACAUCAGAGAGUUCACAGUGGAGAAAAGCCUUUUCAAUGUAGUGAUUGUGAGAAAGCUUUUACCAGUAGCAGUAACCUUCUUAGUCAUCAGAGAGUUCAUACAGGAGAAAAGCCUUAUAAGUGCAGUGAAUGUGAGAAAUCUUUUACCAGUAACAGAAACCUUGUUUGUCAUCAGAUGGUUCACACUGCAGAGAAGCCUUAUCAAUGCAGUGAAUGUGGCAAAACUUUUACACAAAGCAGUGGUCUCCAUUGUCAUCAGAGAGUUCACAGUGGAGAAAAACCUUAUCAAUGUAGUGAGUGUGAGAAAGCUUUUACCAAUAGCAGUCACCUUCGUAUUCAUCAGAGAAUUCACACAGGAGAAAAGCCUUAUCAAUGCAGUGAAUGUGGGAAAUCUUUUAACACUAAGGGCCACCUUGGUAGACAUCAGAGAGUUCACAGUGGAGAAAAGCCUUUUCAAUGUAGUGAGUGUGAGAAAGCUUUUACCAGAAGCUGUAACCUUCGUAGUCAUCAGAGAGUUCAUACAGGAGAAAAGCCUUAUAAAUGCCAUGAAUGUGGGAAAUCUUUUACCAGUAACAGUAACCUUCUUUGUCAUCAGAUGGUUCACACUGGAGAGAAGCCUUAUCAAUGCAGUGAAUGUGGCAAAACUUUUACAGAAAGGAGUAGUCUCCGUUAUCAUCAGAAAGUUCACAGUGGAGAAAAGCCUUAUCAAUGUAGUGAGUGUGAGAAAGCUUUUACCAAUAGCAGUCACCUUCGUAGUCAUCAGAGAGUUCAUACAGGAGAAAAGCCUUAUAAAUGCCAUGAAUGUGGGAAAUAUUUUGCAAGCAGCAGUGGUAUUCGAUAUCAUCAGAAAGUUCACAUUGGAGAAAGUCGUUAAGAGUGCAAGUAAUUUCGAAAACCGGUUUGACUCAGUGUAUGGAGCGUCACCCUGCGGAGUGAAAGGUCCCGGGUUCGAUUCCGGUCAAGGGCCUGUACCUUGGCUGCUGGCACAUC
Pipistrellus kuhlii (Kuhl's pipistrelle) is the source of this 2103-nucleotide messenger RNA. RefSeq names its product zinc finger protein 660-like. The transcript has 3 exons. Bases 269 to 1987 code for a protein of 572 amino acids. The record is from RefSeq and is a predicted model, not a curated record. Lineage: Eukaryota; Metazoa; Chordata; Mammalia; Chiroptera; Vespertilionidae. Gene Ontology annotation, biological process: regulation of DNA-templated transcription.